Molecule: messenger RNA, 768 nt
Organism: Knipowitschia caucasica
Lineage: Eukaryota; Metazoa; Chordata; Actinopteri; Gobiiformes; Gobiidae
Source: the annotation of a GenBank genome assembly
AUGUCUUUGAGGAGCGGACUUCUUCUGCUGAUGGUGCUGAUGGCAUCUGCCUAUGAACUGGAUCAGAACGAGUCCUUCGCGCCCAGGAGAGCUCGCUUCUCCUCGAACAGCCCUGCAGAUGUGGCGCGCUGUCUCAACGGUGCCCUACAGGUCGGCUGUGGUGCCUUUGCCUGCUUGGAGAACUCAACAUGUGACACAGAUGGCAUGCAUGACAUUUGCAAGUCCUUCCUGUACAGUGCUGCUAAAUUUGACACACAGGGAAAAGCCUUUGUGAAGGAGAGCCUUAAGUGCAUUGCCAAUGGCAUCACCUCGAAGGCAUUCCCCUCCAUCCGCCGCUGCUCCACCUUCCAAAGAAUGAUCUCGGAUGUCCUGGAGGAGUGCUACAGCAAGCUGGACAUCUGCACUGUGGCCCGCUCCAACCCUGAUGCUAUUGGUGAAGUGGCCCAGCUGCCAAGUCACUUUCCUAAUAGGUUUUAUGGAAAGCUCCUCCAGAGCCUCAUGGACUGUGAUGAGGACACUGUGGAGCGCAUCAGGACCAGCAUGGUGGCGCGUCUGGGCCCAGAGAUGAGCAUGCUUAUUCAGCUACUGCAGAAUAAGCCCUGCCCAUCCACUGCUGUGGCUGCAGCUGCCGCCAUCCCUACUGGGGUGGAGGGCCGUGGGAGCUGGCGGUGGGCCAUGGGUCCCCAUAUGUACAAGUUUCAACCUAAUCUGCGCAACAGGGACUCUGCCAGUCACUAUGGCAAAAAAAGAUCCAUGGGCGACUCCUAA